This is a messenger RNA of Anastrepha obliqua, 1948 nucleotides long. RefSeq names its product myophilin (gene Chd64). The transcript has 4 exons. The coding region runs from base 537 to 1103 and encodes 188 amino acids. Gene Ontology annotation, molecular function: protein binding. The record is from RefSeq and is a predicted model, not a curated record. NCBI's taxonomy places the organism in Eukaryota, Metazoa, Arthropoda, Insecta, Diptera, Tephritidae.
CGCAACCGGAAUUUUAAUAAAACCAUUAAAAAUUAGUUUUUGGAGUAAUUUAGGCAAAAAAUAGGUUGAUAUGUUCCCAAUGUAAGCUUAUAAUUUUUAUUGAUUUUAAUAUUGAGGAAUUGAGUAAACAGCGUUCUAAUGCUCUCUGACCAGUAUGGCAAUCUAAAAGCUUUUGCAGUAAGCUUUUUCUUUGGGGAACGGGGAACGUUUUCGGCUUUGGUUUGUUAGUUGCUUCUGUCCCAACCACAGUCACAGUAAAUUUUUAAAUUUCGUCGCGUGUGGAUGCGUCUUCGCUCUCUGUGAUACCACAAACUAACCGAAAAUCCCGUUUAACGCCCACUCAUCUGCGCCAAUUUGUUGUCUUUGCUGUGACUAAUAACAACGAUAGUCACAAACAGAAAACAUCCUACUGCUAAUUCGAUAAUCCAAUAUAAGCUCAUAAUAUUUAUCGACGUUGUCAACAAUUUGCUAAGUGCAGCAAACGUACAAAAUACAAGAGAAAUUAACGAAAACCUUAAAACUCGUUUAAAGCCAAAAUGUCAUCGAAUCGUGCACCAAAGUCCGGUUUUGCUGCGGAGGCACAACGCAAAAUUAACUCAAAAUACAGCGAAGAGCUGGCACAAGAAUGCCUAGAAUGGAUUAAAAUUGUAACUGGUGAACCGAUCAACACAGCCGGUGAUAUGGACAACUUCUUCGAAGUACUGAAGGAUGGCGUGCUUUUGUGCAAGUUGGCCAACUCACUGCAACCGGGUUCAAUCAAGAAAGUCAACGAGAGCAAAAUGGCAUUCAAAUGCAUGGAAAACAUUUCCGCUUUCUUGGCCUGUGCUAAAAACUUUGGUGUACCUACCCAGGAGACCUUCCAGAGUGUGGAUUUAUGGGAACGACAAAAUUUAAACUCCGUCGUCAUUUGCCUGCAAUCAUUAGGACGUAAGGCACACAACUUUGGUAAGCCAUCAAUCGGUCCGAAAGAAGCUGAUAAGAAUGUACGCAAUUUCUCCGAGGAACAGUUACGUGCUGGUCAAAAUGUCAUCUCACUACAGUACGGCUCAAACAAGGGUGCCAAUCAGUCGGGCAUCAAUUUUGGCAACACCCGGCACAUGUAAAUGCGACUUCCAUUGCGCAGCAAAUCGUAAAGCGGAUGUACGAUAUUAACCAAUUUCAUUGGUACUUAGAUGACCGCUGCGGCAUUUUAAUAUUUAAGCAUUCCAUAAGUGUCCAAAUUUGUAUAGACACAAAAAAAAAAUGACAACCGACAAAUGUAUUCCAAAUUUUGCAUUCUACGUUUUUUUAACGUUAUAGUAUUGAUGUAUGGAACGUAUUAUCUAAGCCCUAUUAUAAACCACAGGAAGAAAAAUCGUAAAACUUUUAUAACAUUUACAUAUAUAUUUUUUUAACUUAAACUCCUUAUUCUUAUAUUUAAUAACAUACUGCAUUUUUUCUAAAUUGUAUUAAAUCGGCACUUAAAACUAUACAAACAAUAAAAAUACCAGAGGCGCAUAUGCCCACACACGCACCAAUACUAUAGUAUAAGCGUGGUGUGAAUGCCUCGUUCGUGCCAUUAAGCAUUUAUAUUAUAUGUAUUCUUCUACAUACAUACAUGUGUACAUUUAAAAAACGAAUGAUUAGAAAUUUUCUCUAUAUAUCUUUUACACUAAUGCAUAAUAUGAAAGAACCUAUUUUUGAGAGAACAAUUUAUUUACUGUAACAAUAAACCUUGCUAAAAAGGUAUGGCCUUUAAAGUAUAAAUUAUAACAACAAAACAACCACCUCCAAAAACGAAAGAAACAAACGUGUCUUCUCCCAUUUAAUUACCGUUAAAAAAUUAGAAUGUAUUUAUAAAUCAUAUACAAUAUAUACACAGUGAUAGGUAUGAGUAUACUGAUUUGAUCUGUUACUUCAUGUUGAGUAUGAAAUAAAAUUUAUGUAAUAAUAGUUACUACAUACAAAA